Loxodonta africana (African savanna elephant) is the source of this 2395-nucleotide messenger RNA. RefSeq names its product angiopoietin like 7 (gene ANGPTL7). The record is from RefSeq and is a predicted model, not a curated record. Lineage: Eukaryota; Metazoa; Chordata; Mammalia; Proboscidea; Elephantidae. The transcript is spliced from 5 exons. The coding region runs from base 380 to 1417 and encodes 345 amino acids.
CCUGUAUCCCUCCUCCCCUCCUCUGACUAAGUUUACACUGACUUCACCCAGCAGGCACCUGACCCUCCCAGAUGAGAUGGGAGGGGCUAAAGUGAAGGGUACGGCCAUUGUGGGGUGGAGGUGCAGGCAGCAAACAAUAUUUAAGAUGCGGAGUUGGUAAAGCAUUCAGGCUUGGGACAGAGGGCUAUAGGAUACCCAAUUAAGACCCAUUUUCAGAAACUCAAGCUUUGAGAAGGCUAAGAAGGAGCAAGGAAAGAAAGAAGCCAACAAGACAGUCAAGAGUGAGUGUUAAGGUCAUAAUUUGCUGCAGUUUUGCAAACCUCAACUGGGCACAUCCAGAUUCCCCCAAAGGAAGAGAAUCCCUCACCCAGGUCUAAGAAUGAUGCUGGAAAAGACUCUCUCCACUGUGACCUGGCUCUGCAUUUUCAUCAUGGCCUUUGUUAGCCACCCAGUGUGGCCACAGAAGCCCCCUAAGCACAAGACACCUGCACAGUUCAAAGCGGCCACCUGCUGUGAGGAGGUGAAGGAGCUCAAGGCCCAAAUCACCAACCUGAGCAGCCUGCUGAGUGAACUGAGCCAGAAGCAGGAGAGGGACUGGGUCAGCGUGGUCAUGCAGGUGAUGGAGCUGGAGAGCAACAGCAAACGCAUGGAGGUGCGGCUCACAGAGGCUGAGGGCAAGUACUCUGAGAUGAACAACCAGAUCGACAUUAUGCAGUUGCAGGCAGCGCAGACUGUCACACAGACCUCGGCAGACGCCAUCUAUGACUGCUCUUCCCUCCACCAGAAGAACUACCGCAUCUCUGGAGUAUACAAGCUGCCUCCCGAUGACUUCCUGGGCAGCCCUGAGCUGGAGGUGUUCUGUGACAUGGUGACUUCAGGCGGCGGCUGGACCAUCAUUCAGAGACGGAAGAGUGGCCUCGUCUCCUUCUACCGGGACUGGAAGCAGUACAAGCAGGGCUUUGGCAGUAUCCGUGGGGACUUCUGGCUGGGGAAUGAGCACAUCCACCGGCUCUCCCGUCGGCCAACCCGGCUACGUGUGGAAAUGGAGGACUGGGAGGGCAACAUGCGCUAUGCUGAGUACAGCCACUUUGUUCUGGGCAAUGAACUGAAUAGCUACCGCCUUUUCCUGGGGAACUACAGUGGCAAUGUGGGGAACGACGCCCUCCUCUAUCAUAACAAUACAGCCUUCAGCACGAAGGACAAGGACAAUGACAACUGCUUGGACAAGUGCGCACAGCUCCGCAAAGGUGGAUACUGGUACAACUGCUGUACAGACUCCAACCUCAAUGGAGUUUACUACCGCCUCGGAGAGCACAACAAGCACCUGGAUGGCAUCACCUGGUAUGGCUGGCAUGGGUCUACUUACUCCCUCAAACGAGUGGAGAUGAAAAUCCGCCCAGAAGACUUCAAGCCCUAAAAGAAGGCCUGCUGGGGAAUGGAGCUGCAGGAUGCAGAAAAAUGGAGGCUGGGCAGAAGCAGAGGAGGGGAGGAAGAGUGUAUAGAAAGGGUAAUGAUGGAACAUGAUCUACAAUCUCCAACAAGAGAGUAAGUCUCAGAGGAACACAAUGGUUUGUACCAAGGAUGCUGCAGUAAAUGGGACAAGGUGUUUAAAACACAGUGGGUCCUGAGACAGACUUCUUUCUCAGGGGCCAGACUGAGGGACUUUCUGCUUGUGAUCCCUAACAUAACAGUAGUUUGUCUUUUCCACAUGAUUUUUCUGUGAAAAAACAUUAACUGUGAGGUCAAUUCAUCCAUCUUCUCUAAGGCCUAGAUUAUGUGAAGGCAGGAAACAAAUCCUUUUGCUAAAAAGAGCUAUUUAAUUUCAAUUCUCAAGGGAGAAGUUUUGGGUGCUAGAGAAAGGACAGAAAGAGUGUGGUGGAGGAGGGGUUUCCAUUUUUAAAUCCAGUAAAACUAUCUUCAGUCUAUACAUUUCUAUUAAAAUACAAAAAUUGUCCUGCUAGAGUUCAGCGGACCCAGGUGGGAACAGGGCCUUGCAAUCAGACUCUCAGCCCCCCGCUGCUGGCCUUAAUCACGGCACAGCACUGAAAGGAACUGGUAGGUUUAGCAGUUUCAGGGGAGCACCAAAGGGCAUGGGCAUAAGUCCUUCACAGACACUUGCACAAAAUGGCCUUAAAAUAUUCACAGUCGAUACAGACUUAUCUCUAUUUGCUUUGUCAGGAAAGAGCCCAAAGGACUUCCUUCAUUUAUCUUGUGUGUAAGAAACAGCUGAAAAUGAGGGUAGGUGGCGCUAUGGUAAUAAUUCAUGCUGUACACAAGCACCUUGCUUUGUAAAAAUAUUACAGUUUGUGUUUUACAUGUUCAAAGUUUAUUUUCCUUCUACAAUAAACUCUUUUAAAACUUGUUUGUUUUCUUUUUUAAUUCUUACACCAUUAUC